AACGAAGACCACCCCUGCAUGAUCGAUCAUCGUACUUAUUUGCUUGUAUUUUCUGUCAGUCAAGGAUAGUCGUGCCUCGUCCUCAAUGAUGUCCAGGAGUAUACAACUUAUCUCUUUGCCCCAGCAACGUAAAAAAAGCAAAAUGCACCAAUCUAAACGGUAUUCGACGUCUGGAUCCUCCUUGAGCUGUACUAGAUCACGCUACUUGCCAAGCAUUUUGUGAUUUUUUCUUGCUUGUGCAGCUCCUUCUUCUGUCUGCUCUUGAAAAACUGAAUAUGGACGUCGUAGCCAGGUUGUCCACGUCUCGGAGUCGCUCACGAUCUCCGACAUUUCCGAGCACCAAUGGCGACAUGAUUUUCAACCCGUCCCCCUGCUCGGUUGUUGCAUCAGUGUCCUCGCAAGCACAAGGUCGUGUUGACGCAAAGAACUACAACCAGAGCACGGCCACGACUUUCAGGGCAAAUACUAACGAGACUACUUCCAGUAAAAAGACUAGAAGAAAUAAACUUCUGCCUUUUACCGACUACAAACCCAGCGUGGAAGACUACGAGCGAUUAACGAUCUUCAGCAUACAGCAGCAAGAAGAGCGCGAAGAUUUACAUAAUCAGCGCGAAGUAUUGCAGACGGCCCUAAUUCCAUACACGGAGGACCUGAUUCCCUGUUACCACCAAUGGAUGACGGACCCCUACCUUCAACAGAUGACGUGUUCCGAGCCCCUGUCGCAGCAGGAAGAACGCGAGGCCUGGCGCGGUUGGGUAACAGAUCCCUGUAAAUUAACAUUUCUGAUUGCCGUCCCGGAUUCUGGGCGGGAGUAUGAUUGUCAUGAUUCAUCUGGUGCUUUGCCUGAAGACACGGUAAAUGGUGGCGUCCUAAAAGAGCACAUCGCGCCGUCUGAACCUGAAGAUAAGGACGCGCAUGAUAGUGAAGAUGCUCAUGGUCAUGCCACUACAUCAAAGCUCAGUCGACGUCCUGGAUGCGCACACGUGAGCCGCAAGAAGAGCCCUGUUCAUAAAGGUGGCGACCAGUCCGAUGAUCUUGCUGUGCAACUUGAUGAAUCGCUGCAGCUUCCAAAAAUAGCCCUUCCCGCACUACCCGGUGAGCAGCCAGUGAAGAUGUCAGCCAGCAGCAAGGAAACAGGUGCCGAAGCUGCAAGUUUCCUGGCCAACAAAGCCAUUGCGGGAAGGUUUCCGUUUCCAUGCCUAAGUCGUCACGAACAGAUUGAGAAGCUUAACGAGCGCUUCAAGAGCAACAGGUUGGCGAGCAGCUCCGAUCAGGUCUCAGCAACGGUCGUAUCCUGCGCAACUGCAUCUUCUGCUUCUUCGAGUUCAUCAAGUUCAUCAUGUUACUUGUUGGAUCACUGUGCGUCCCUCCUCCCGUCCUGUCCGCAGCUGCUUCCCUUUCUGAAUAUUCAAGGUGUCGUCCCAGCUGGUGCCGCCGUCAUAGAGCAGCGGUCGCCCGCGAUAACGCCAGGCGAUUAUCCGCGAAAGGGCUACAACGCCCCAGAAGUGGAUGAGCAGAUUGGGAAAAUACUACAGCGGCUCAAUUUUCAGCCUCAAGGACAAGACACAGAGCCUCAGACAGAAGCCCCCCCGAGGACAGUGGCGCCUUUCUAUUUGCUCGACGGAACAUCAAACUAUAUGCGCCAUGAUGAGCUGGAAAUCGGAGCGGCAAGAAGGCCUCUGACAGCUUCUACAGCAGCUCCGCGCCUCGCUCUGUGCACGAAAAACCUCGUACCAUGCGGGGACGUUAAUUUGUUUUGGGAUGCGGAAGAGCAGAUCGCCGAGCUGAAUGUAAUGAUAGCUCACGAGAAAUUUCGGAAAAAGGGUGUCGCGCGCCAAGCGGUGCGGCUGCUGAUGUUAUCCAUCGCAAUAAAUACGUCUAGGUCUGGAAGAUUGCAAGAUUUGUCAUGGAAUUUUUCCAUCAAGACCCACAAAAUGAAAAUCUGGAAAAAUGCGAGGCUUAGCAUUAUAUAUAAUUAGGUCCUGCAGCCCCCUGUUGGUAAUGCCUUUGUAUUCUGCCGCAGAAAUUGCCCCCUUGCAGCAUGGUCAGAUAUGAGCAUCUUUUGCAAGUCAUGCAGCACAGAUUUUUAUGUAAGCCUAUAAUUCCCCAGGCCCAGCACGCUCACGCAUCAGCAUCACUUCCACAACUAGAGUAGCCAGACAUAUUUGCAUUCCAUAGGUGUCUUACGCUCACCAUGCGCUGCACGUCAACCAUUUUCGGGCAAAGAUCUUGGAAGAUAAUGCUGCUUCGAUUCGAUUUUUCGAGGACAAGCUAGGAUUUGUCCUGCACUCGCGCAAGCCAGUAUUUAACGAGGUUUGGUAUGACCUGCGAAUAAAAUAAGUACUCCACUAGACCACGUAGAAUGAAUUUUGCCGAUAGUACAACUACCGCCCUGAUGCAGCUCAGUUUAGGAUUGAUGACGUUGUUCUAUCUUCGUGCCUAGUCUUCGCAGCUCCUUGCAGGCCCGGUUUCUUUCUGGUGUGGCGGGGACGCUUGCGCUUCCAAAUUCGACAUAGUGUAUGCACUAGAGUUUUUGAAACUAGGAGGCCUUGUGGGAAGCAAGACGUGGCAGCACUUGCAAUGGAAUGCGUUGCACAUUGUCAUUGAUGUAAGUAAAAAGGUAGUACUAAGGAAGUGUAGGAAUUUUUCACAAGCUGACGCUACUGGCGGGAGGUCAUUAUACGGGACUAAUACAUAGCCAUGUACUCUGUCAGUAUCGUGCUCAGAGAAGCACCCGAGCCAUUCCUAUUGUGAUGGAAGUCACUCCUCGCUUCUCUUUGUCUUUCGACUUAUAAAAUAUUUUGCAGCAGCACCGAUCCUCGGGGUUUUCUUUAUUUCCAAAAUGCGUACGCGUGGAUCUAACCGUCUACGUCGUGCGACACACACACAUAGAAAAUGCGAACCACAGUACUAGACCAAUGAUCUGUACGUUGUAGAGACAAAAAUUAAAAGAGAAUCAAUAUCAUUCCUUCUGGGAUCCUGAAAAAGUAAAUCGAAAUGGACCUUACGCUUACCCUGUUCCACAAGCGCAUUCCUUCGAAAUAAAAAAACAUAACAUGCUUCAAGGAGGAGGACCACACCAAUUCCAAUGUCCGUUCCAUCUGUUCAAGUAGAGUUGAAG
Amoebophrya sp. A120 is the source of this 3121-nucleotide messenger RNA. NCBI's taxonomy places the organism in Eukaryota, Dinophyceae, Syndiniales, Amoebophryaceae. The record is from the annotation of a GenBank genome assembly.